AUGGACUCCAUGCCCCCAUCUCAACCUGUUCAGACAAGAAAUACCACACUUUUCUCCAACGCGGAUGGAUCUGCUAUACGCCUCUUUGCAGACCUCUGGGGCAUUCCACAUCGUGCUAAACUCGCGAAGACCUUCAAAAACCAUGGCGGCGUGAUUUCAGCCGAUCCCCGCGAGGCUCAAAUCAUCCUGGUCGAUUCGCAGACAGCAGAAGGCCGUCAGCUCAUUCGCGAUUGGGGCGCCGAUGCGAACAAAACAAUCCUGGAAUACACGUGGGUGAGGAAGUCUGUGGAAGCGGGAAAACCGUUGUUGGGCGAUGAACAAUGGGGCGACUGUUUGACUCAUGACGAUGGGCAGCCUCUUGGGAGUACUGCGGACGCAGAGGAUGACGGAGAGAUUCCCAAUCCAUUACCUACACCACGCGAUACGCCUGAUGAGCCUCCACGGUCUCGUCUACCUACAUCGCACACUGAGCCUUCUUCGUCAAUCCCAACUCUUCAGAAUGGCUCAGCAUCGAUGAUGCCACCGCCAAAUCCAGUUCCUUCAACGAACCAACAACCCGCCACUACAACGGCUACACCACCUCCGCCAACUCAAAUCCCCGCUGGUGCAUCUCCGGUCAAUGGCAUUAAUCCGUAUGCUCAAAUGCAAUAUCCUAUGCAAAUGGGUCCAAUGGCGAACAUGAUGUCUUCACAAAUGUCCCAGAUGACUCCGGUGCAACAGCAGCAAAUGUUUGCUGCUCUGAUGGCCGGCCAGGCUGGUUUCCCCUUCCAACCCCAAUUUACCAGUGCCCAGCCGCCGAAUAAUGCAUUUUCCAUCGCCUUUAUGGACACACUGAAGAUGAAUGUGAUGGGACCAUGGUCAGGAACACAAUUACCGACAGGGUCUCAGAUGCAACAUGCGCCUGCUGAGGGGCCUCCACAAAUACCGCAGACCAAUUUGCCCUACCCGUCAACAGCGUCGGAGUCGUCGACAAUUCGUUCCAGCACCACGGACACGAUGGCAGACGCUUCCCCCAUUCUUGGUCUUGAGUCUGCAAUGUCAAGACAGGGAAAAAGACCAUCCAAUACAUAUAUAUCAAUAAAAGGAAAGGCCAAGGAAAGGUCGACACCUGUGACACCGCAGAGAAAGGAUUCAUAUCGGUUCUCUCCUUUAUAUGAUUUCGACACGGGUCCUUCUUCAUCCGAAAAAUUAUUUACUUGGAGAGGUAGAGCAUUGUGUUUCUACGUUCAAAUCGACUUGUUCAAUCGGAGUGCAUCCGUGAAUCCAAUCAAGAAAAACGGAGGUACAAUUGUUGCCAACCAGGAGGCAGCGGACUACGUGAUCUUGUAUGGGGCUAGUAAAAACCAGAAAUCGUUCAAUGAACUCCUCAAGGCUUCUCAAGUGGCAGGCAAAGUUGCACUGCAAGCCAAGUUUGUCCAUGAUUGUGUGGAACAAUAUAGGCUACUCGACCCGACGCCUUACCUCUAUGGACCUAUGGCUAAGCGUAAAAGAAAGCGUUCCACCUCGGUAGCAUCUGCAGCAGAUGAUGUCUCAGAGGACGAGGAUGACCCCGAAGCAAGGGCAAAGGAGGAGAAGCGGCUGAAAAAGAAUCAAAAAGAAGCUGAAAGGAGGCAGAAAAUGAGGCAGCAGCAGUCCCACACCAAACCAGCAAGCCAGGUUUCAAAGCCUGCAAGUUCUGCGUCUACGUCCACGAAGGCACCAGGACCCAAACCGUCACCAAAGAAGAGGACAUCCUCGGGUAAAAAAGCAGUGCCCGUUGGCCCUCGGCCACCAACCCCACCUCCAGAACACACCCGACAGCCUUGGGCAUCUGGUUUCAGGUUUUCGCCUAUUGAGGACGAAUAUGCGCUGCUUUACGCAAAAGUACUUCUAGAUCAUGACCGCACAACAUCUAUGAAUGCGGUUGCCACAGCGCUACACAGACAGAUGCCACAUCAUAGUCUUGCCUCUUGGAGGAGUCACUUCCAGUCGUCGUUCUCGGCACAAUUUGACCAAAUGCGAAAGCGUGCUGGCAUAGCCUAUAGAAAGGCCCUGGGCCAAAAAGAGUCUGAACCUCCAGUUGCCUCAACGUCUGCUGCGUCUGAUGUGGAAGAGCUGCCGCCACCUUCUGAGUCUCCUGAUAUACAAGACAGUUACUUCCAGACACAGGAAUACCAGGGGGACCUAGAAGACGACAUCCAAGCUGUUGUCCGCUUUUUCGUCGAGGGCAAUGAUGACGAUAAAACUAAGGCAGAAAACGAAGUAUGGGCUCGAUUGGAGGAGAAGACUCGUUGCAAAACUGCAAGCCGAUGGGAAGAGUUCUACCAGCACCAUUACGACGAGGUUCUGAGACGGUACCAAGAAGCGGCAACAAACCCAGAGUCUUAA
Cyclocybe aegerita is the source of this 2367-nucleotide messenger RNA. The record is from the annotation of a GenBank genome assembly. Lineage: Eukaryota; Fungi; Basidiomycota; Agaricomycetes; Agaricales; Hemipholiotaceae.